AUGGAGCAGGACAACGGAGCCGGCAGAGCUGCUUUCAGUUGGAACUCUCGAUAUAUCUUUCAAUCAUCCACCCCCCCACCAAUUCAAAUCACCCACUCCACGGCUCACCAUGCCAAAAAAAAAAAUCCGACAAUGCGAUCCCUGUUCCUACUCCCCAUCAUCUGGCAUCUUGUUCUGGCAGCCAGCGUUCGAAGCAUUUUUCUGUUCAAAGAUGUCAUGAAAUCCAAUACAACAGCCCUCAAGACGUCGGGCUUUAAUACUCUCAUCAUGUUUGGCGUGGGCAUUUUGAGCAAUGGCGACAUCAUGUAUUAUUCCAACACGCCUGAAAGUCAAGAUGUGCGAAUUGCUUCUGGCGGGGUCUAUGUUGGGGGUGAUGCUCUGGCCCAAAAGGUGCGCUCGCUGAAAACGGGGGAAACCGGCGUCACGAGGCUGGAGAUUUCGAUGAACGCCCAGAAUGUGAGAAACCUCAUAAUGACACCAGGCCCAGGGCCAGAGACGCCUUUGUUUCGCAACUUUCAGGCCUUGAAGGAAGCUUGGACGCUUGAUGCCGUCAACAAUGACGACGAAUCCAUUUAUGAUCUCAACAGUUCGGUUGCCUUUGGAAGAAUGCUGGGCCAGAUCGGAUACAAAUACACCAUCGCGCCAUAUACGAACGCCCAGUUCUGGCUUAACGUGAAGAAUCAACUUAAUCAGGGGCUCAAGGAACAAGACAGACUGCUUGAUCGGGUGUAUCUACAAUGCUACGACGGCGGGGCAUACAAUAACCCUCCUGGAUGGCAGACAUUUUUGGGUAUGAAGGUUGUUCCUCUGAUCUGGGUCAUCAAUGACUCCAAACCGGUUUACGGCGCCACUGCUGCUCAGGCGCGAACCCGACUUACCCAGUGGCAUCAACAAAGUACCCUUGCCGGAGGAGGGUACUGGAACGACUACGAUAUCGAAAAGAUGGGGUUAUCGUAUAGGGAUUAUGGCAACGUACUGGCCAGCAUAUUUCCGUAG
This is a messenger RNA of Podospora pseudopauciseta, 996 nucleotides long. RefSeq lists its product as uncharacterized. The transcript has a single exon. NCBI's taxonomy places the organism in Eukaryota, Fungi, Ascomycota, Sordariomycetes, Sordariales, Podosporaceae. The record is from RefSeq and is a predicted model, not a curated record. The coding region runs from base 1 to 996 and encodes 331 amino acids.